Messenger RNA from Sinocyclocheilus grahami, 1183 nucleotides. RefSeq names its product high mobility group protein HMG-I/HMG-Y-like. The transcript has 5 exons. Gene Ontology annotation, biological process: regulation of DNA-templated transcription. NCBI's taxonomy places the organism in Eukaryota, Metazoa, Chordata, Actinopteri, Cypriniformes, Cyprinidae. The record is from RefSeq and is a predicted model, not a curated record. The coding region runs from base 184 to 492 and encodes 102 amino acids. Gene Ontology annotation, molecular function: DNA binding; transcription coregulator activity. Gene Ontology annotation, cellular component: chromatin; nucleus.
UUCCGGCGUGAAAUGCCCCUGAAACUCCCGAAGCAGGCGAGUGCUGUUUCAUUCAUUCGCAGCUCGCGCGGCUCUACGCUCCGGACGCCGUCCUGACCGCUCCUUUCAAAAGGAUAUCGUGUGUGUUGGUCGACUGUGCUUAUCGAGCGACUCUCUUUGCAUGCAGCUCUCCAGUAAAGCGCAAUGAGUGACUCCGGCAAGGACACGGCGGCUCCUAAAGAGAAGGACGCGGCGGAGAAGAGAGGACGCGGGAGACCCCGCAAACACCCGCAGCAGCAGGAGGCAAGUGGAUCUCCCACACCGAAGAGACCUAGAGGAAGACCAAAGGGCAGCAAGAACAAGCCAAGCUCCACGGCAUAUCGGGGCAAAAAAACAGCAACGGCUUCGGCACCUGCAGGGACGAAACGCCGAGGACGGCCCAAGAAAGCAGAGAAGGAGGAGCAGCCAUCUAAGUCCUCUGAGGAAGAAGAGGAGGAGGAAGAGGAACAGUAACUAGCAACUCGUGCUACCUCACAAUCCAACGUUAUUUCUUCCUGUUGACCAGAGCUGGACUGACCCUCCCCAUUCCCCCUCUUCCUCUUACACUAGUGCCACCCUCACCCUCCAAUUCACCUUUACGCUCUAGCGCCCUCUAGCGUCAGGGAGGCUUGCACACUUCAUGCGCCUUCUCUGUGUAACACCACUGGAAAAAGACUCAAAAUACUGUAUGUCCAUUCGUGGAUGCAUGCACACGUGUAUGUCUCGCACUCAGUGGCUAAUUGGUCGAAAGUGUCUGUCAUUAUACUGGACAAAGAUAUGCUCUGAUGGCGGCUUGACACAAAGCGAUUUGCAAAAUACUGAAGUUUUCUCUUUUUUCGCAAGCAACCGUUUCAGGCCUUGAGAAUUCAAGUUUAUUUUUACACGUCUAAAUCUAAAAUAUGGUAGGUUGUGUGAAAUUCAUGUCGUUGUGUACUGGACAAAGGUGAACUGACCUACUCGUUGUUUUUACUUUGGUUGUGUGUGCGUGUGUGGUAACUGUCUCCAGUUAAACUCUUUUAGCUACUCCGUGAUUCGAGCUAGAAAUAAAAUUAGCGUAUUUUUGUGCGCAUAACCUAGAGGACUUUUAACUUGUAAUCAACAUCAUUGAAUGCUUUGUUGUGAAACAUUUUUUUUUUUACUUUUUUUUUUUUUUUUUUUUUUUAUU